Salvia miltiorrhiza (redroot sage) is the source of this 1044-nucleotide messenger RNA. Its product is annotated as mitochondrial inner membrane protease ATP23-like. NCBI's taxonomy places the organism in Eukaryota, Viridiplantae, Streptophyta, Magnoliopsida, Lamiales, Lamiaceae. The transcript has 5 exons. The record is from RefSeq and is a predicted model, not a curated record. Gene Ontology annotation, biological process: mitochondrial proton-transporting ATP synthase complex assembly; mitochondrial protein processing. Gene Ontology annotation, molecular function: metalloendopeptidase activity. The coding region runs from base 123 to 722 and encodes 199 amino acids. Gene Ontology annotation, cellular component: extrinsic component of mitochondrial inner membrane.
AAUCCAUGCCCAUCUUCUUACCGUGAAACUAAAAUAGAGUGUAUUGGGCCCAAUGGGCUUUGAGCCCAUGCUCAUUCUCAUAAGCUCUCACCGAAUCACGGUGACAGAGAUGGGUUCCAUUCAUGGGAGACGCUAAUCUCGGUUCAAAGCCAGCACCUGAUGCUGGUGGGUCCCCUCCGCCGCCCAUCUCCGAAACCAUGACGGUGGCGGAAUGCGAGGAUUUCAUCAAGGAAAGUCUCCGAAAUCCAACGGUGAGAUUUCUGAAGGAGCAUUUGGAGAAAUCCGGUUGCAGCAUCGGAACUAAUUUCGUAAGGGCCGUCAAUUGCAAAGAAAGAAUUGCUGGUCGAUACGUCAGGGGAUCUGGGAUUGAUGUAUGCAGCAAUAACUUGGAAUUUAAUGAUGAGGUUCAGCAAGUGAUUAUUCAUGAGCUCAUUCGUGCAUACGAUGACUGUCGUGCUAACUUCGACUGCAAUGACUGUGUUCAUCUCACCUGCAGUGAGAUUCGAGCCAAUCAACUCAGCGGUGAUUGCCAUUACAAACGAGAGCUUCUUCGUGGUCAUGUAAAGUCGAUGAAGGGUCAUGGGCAAGAAUGUGUGAAGCGAAGAACAUUACAAGCAGUGGCUGGAACCCCGCUCUGCUCGAAAAUAGCAGUAAAGGAUGCGAUGGAAGCUGUUUGGGAUACUUGUUAUAACGAUACUGCGCCUUUCGACAGAGCUCCUUGAGUUGAGAGAGUUGCUACUCACUUCUCUUGGCAGGAAAUUAUCUACGCGUCAUUGUUGAUUCGUAUUAGCAAGCAUUGUUAUGUCUUACUUUACAUUCAUGAGGUAUGAUUAUGGAUGACAAUCGCGAUUGACAUCAAUAUUUAGAUUCAUCAAGUUUGCAUGGUUAGUUGUGGUUCUGACUAGUAUUUUAGUGUUGGUUUAAGUAGUAAUCAUUUUGAUUUUGCAGUUUCUUUGUAGGUUCUUGUAGCAUGCAAUUAUGUAAGUUUCUCCUAAACCAGCAGAAAAUUGUUGUUUAUGAAGUGAAGAAAUUCAGCUCAUAAAA